Echinostoma caproni is the source of this 1950-nucleotide messenger RNA. The record is from the annotation of a GenBank genome assembly. Lineage: Eukaryota; Metazoa; Platyhelminthes; Trematoda; Plagiorchiida; Echinostomatidae.
CUACAGUGUGUGUUUUGUGCCAGCACACGCACUUCCCACGAUCAAGGUCGCGAAACUUCCACAUGGUUCGUGAUCCAGAUGCAAGCCGAACAAGGUAGAUCAGUUAACCAAACGAGAUUCAAAAUGUCCGAAACGGAACCGGAGAAUUUCGAAACUAUACUGAAGCAUAUAUACGGAAAAGCAUAUUAUAUACGAGUCAUAUUCGUCUUCUGCUCAAUGACAUCUCUCAUAACUGGACUCGAAAUGCAAAGCCUCAUUUUUAUGCACUACACACCGGAACACAACUGCACAGACCGUCGAAUUCCAUUGAACGAUACCACAGUGUACUGGUUCUCGGAACGACCGAACAUCGAUUUGUCCCGGGUCAACGGAACUCAGCUGGAAGCGGCUUCUGGGUUCGAUUCGCGAGAACCCUGUUGGGCUGUUUUCGCGGGAUCAUCAGACGAGUUCAUCCAGUUAGCCUGUUCAAACUGGACUUAUGCGACCAGGCCAAUGCAACAGACAGUGGUCACACAAUUUAACCUGGUGUGUGAACGACGCAUAUGGGUUCCAUGGCUAGAAUCCGUUUUUCUUCUCUCUGUCGCAAUCGGAUUUUUGAUGGCCUCUAUCGGAGAUACCAUUGGACGAAAGAAAUUGUUCCUGGGAUUGGCUUUGUUUCAAAUUGUGACCUCUUUGAUUACGCCAUUCACUCACACAGUCGAAUUUCAUCUAAUCCUACGCUGUCUGCGUGGACUGUGUCCCGGCUUAGCCUAUAUAGGCAUUAAUAUAUUGUCUGAACUUGUACCCAUUCAUCGCAGAGCAGCUUACGGAAAUGUGUAUUGGUUACUGUUCAGUGUGGGCUAUGUGACUUGUGCCGGGAUGGCGUACCUCACUAGGGAUUGGGUUCAACUCAGACUGUGGAUGUGUGUGUUCUUCACAGGUUAUAUCACUUUUCCAUUUAUCCUGUGCGAAUCACCACGGUGGUUGUGUCUACAAGGUCGUCCCGAAGAAGCGACUCGCAUAUUGAAACGCGAAAGUGAAGCGAUGAGGAGGAAUUUACUCUCAGAUCAAUCCAACGACCAACGUUCCGUGAGAAGAAAAGACUCAUUUUUGAAUUUGUUCACCUACCGUAAUCUACGAUUACGGUUGUUCAUAUUCUGUUUUGUCCACGUUGCCAUCACAACGGCCUAUCUGGGGCUGAUCACAAACAAUGCGUUCGCGACAGACAAUAUCUUUCUCAAUGUGGUUCUCAUGGGUCUAAGUGAGAUGCCUUCGGGGAUCGCAGCCUGGCUUGUAUCCGAGUACAGUGGACGCAGACUGUCAAUCACCCUGCUUUUAGCCCUAACUGUCGUUUCUGUUGGUUUGACGGAGCUUGGUGCGUUCAUACAUCCGGUAUUUCGUGCAGUCAUGGCAAUUGGGGGCAAAUUUUUCCUCAGUGUAGCCUAUUGUGUGAUAGAUCUGUACGUGUUCGAAAUUUUCCCCACAUCGACUCGGACAUCAAGUUUCUUUUUUGUGAACACCGUGGCCAGUUUGUUUGGUGCUUUGGCUCCUUUCAUUAACAAUCUGACUCGAUUUUCACAAUUCGGGCCUACUCUGAUCUAUUGUGCGAUAACGGCACUCGGGGCUGUUUUGGUGUUCGCGCUUCUCCCGGAAACUCGUGAUUGCCCGUUGGCUCAGACCCUGGCUGAAUCGGAGCGUUUGGUUCGGGGAAAUGAACGUGAUUGGUCGGCAGAGAUGAAACGGAACAAGCUGGAACUGAACACCAUCGUACUUCCAUUUGACUUUCUCCAGCCUCUUCAGUUGGCUUCUAAAAUUAGUGUAGGUAUUUCGCCUCAAACAGUCGCUCCUGAAACUUAUUGUUUCGUUUCUCGAUCCUUUCAUUGCAGCUAUUGGAGGAAGUUUAAAUUUCUUGUUGUACAAUCAAUGUAUUUCCAUACACACACAAACACAAAUAUGUGCGUUCUUCCGUGA